Molecule: messenger RNA, 1509 nt
Organism: Penicillium nucicola
Lineage: Eukaryota; Fungi; Ascomycota; Eurotiomycetes; Eurotiales; Aspergillaceae
Product: MFS transporter
Exons: 6
Coding region: 1-1509 (502 amino acids)
Biological process (GO): transmembrane transport
Molecular function (GO): transmembrane transporter activity
Source: RefSeq, a predicted model, not a curated record
AUGGCCAUUCAAUCCGAUAGUGUUGGGGCUAUACAGCCCGAGGCAAGACGCGAGGAUGAGCCAACGAAAGACUCGAGCUCAAUUGGACAAGGAGAUGUCAUUUCUCUCGAUCAAGUAGAUUUGGCGCUCGCUGCUAAAAUGAACCUUGUCAAUGAUACAAUCGAUACAAUUGGAUUCACACGCUACCAUGCGAAGCUUUUUUUUCUCAAUGGGUUUGGCUACGGAGUCGAUUCUUUACUGCUGUUCCUCAUGAGUAUUUCGGCCGAACAAGUUGUCGCGCAAUAUCCCCCGAAAUUUACAAGAGGUGCACAACUCGGCUUCUAUUUGGCACUGUUAGUUGGAGCUUUGUUCUGGGGUACUACAGCAGAUGUAAUCGGGCGCAAAUGGGCCUUCAAUUUCUCUCUGUUGAUCAGUGCAAUCUUCGCCAUAACUGCCGGGGCUGCCCCCAAUUAUGCCGUAUGGGCAACCUUUGUUGCAAUCUCGGCCUUUGGAUCUGGUGGAAAUUUGGUGCUUGAUACAACUGUCUUCUUGGAAUACCUGCCAUCUAACAAGCAAUGGCUCCUGACUCUUUUAGCUGGAUGGUGGGGUGUAGGGCAAACGGUAGCCGGUCUUGUGGCGUGGGGAUUUAUGGCAAAUUACAGUUGCCCUACAGAUGGCUCUGCCCCGUGCAAUAAUUCAAACAAUAUGGGCUGGCGAUACCUAUUCUACACCUGCGGAGUUCUCGUCUUCAUCUUGAGCAUCGCUCGAGUUCUCGUCAUACGCUUUCACGAGACACCAAAGUUCCUUCUUUGUCAAGGGGAUGACGAGGGUGUCGUCAGAACACUUCAAGAUCUGGCACAGAAACAUGGUCGAGUAUGCAACCUAACGAUUGACCGGCUUGAAAGCUGUGGUCGAAUUAAUACCGCUCAUGCACAAAGCAAAGCCUCCUUCUCCGAGGUGAUUCUACAUAUCCGACAAUUAUUCGCGACUCAGAAGAUGGCAUUCUCAACAUCCUUAGUAUGGAUUUCUUGGGCAUUCAUCGGCCUCGGAUAUGCAUUGUACUAUGUUUACCUACCGGAAUACCUAGCAUCUCGGGAUGCAUCUACGGGCGAGUCAUCUCAAUACUUGACCUGGAGGAACUAUGCGAUUACGAAUCUAUGUGCAAUCCCAGGCCCCAUAAUCGCAGCGGGGAUGUGCGAAGUGCCUUUCCUGGGAAGAAAGCGGACAAUGGCAUUCGGAGCGUUCGCUACAAUGGCAUUUUUCUUCGGUUACACAUCUGUGCGCACAAGCGCAGAAAAUCUUGGAUUCUCAUGUGCGAUUUCGGUUACCAUUAACAUAUACUACGCGACUUUGUACGCUUACACAGUCGAGAUUCUACCCUCAGCGCAUCGAGGAACUGGUAACGGUAUAGCUGUUGCAUUGAAUCGGUUGAUGGGAAUGGUAUCUGCCCUCAUCGGAGCAUUUACAUCAACCUCAAGUUCAAUUCCCAUUUAUCAGAGCGUACACAAAGAAGUGUUAAACGGUGAAUAG